Molecule: messenger RNA, 545 nt
Organism: Coregonus clupeaformis (lake whitefish)
Lineage: Eukaryota; Metazoa; Chordata; Actinopteri; Salmoniformes; Salmonidae
Product: tripartite motif-containing protein 2-like
Exons: 3
Biological process (GO): positive regulation of DNA-templated transcription
Cellular component (GO): nucleoplasm; chromatin
Molecular function (GO): ubiquitin-protein transferase activity
Source: RefSeq, a predicted model, not a curated record
UGUGCUGGCGGUGGCUGGCUGUGUGUGUGAAUGUCUUUUGCCAUGGCGCAGCGUGAGACAGGCGGCACCAGCCCGGUGGUCCGGCAGAUAGACAAACAGUUCCUGGUCUGCAGCAUCUGCCUGGACCGCUACCACAACCCUAAAGUACUGCCCUGCUUACACACCUUCUGUGAGAACUGUCUACAGAACUACAUCCCCCCAGAGUCUCUGACGUUGUCGUGUCCUGUGUGUCGACAGACGUCCAUCCUACCAGAGAAAGGAGUGUCCGCUCUACAGAACAACUUCUUCAUCACUAACCUCAUGGAGGUCCUCCAGAGGGAUCCAGGGGGUUCGAGGCUUGAAGCCUGUAGUGUCCUGGAGUCAGUUAAUGCUGCUGCUGCAGGGAAACCCCUGUGCUGCCCCAACCACGGGGGCAAGGUAGGGUUCUAUUACCACUAUCACCCCUCUACUACCCCUCUACUGCCCCAACCACGGGGGCAAGGUAGGGUUCUAUUACCACUAUCACCCCUCUACUACCCCUCUACUGCCCCAACCACGAGGGCAAG